Cuscuta epithymum is the source of this 2650-nucleotide messenger RNA. The record is from the annotation of a GenBank genome assembly. Lineage: Eukaryota; Viridiplantae; Streptophyta; Magnoliopsida; Solanales; Convolvulaceae.
CUCCAUUAGCUUAUCACUAAAAACCAAGCUUGACUCAACCUAACUUCUGAAAUUUUGGGGAGCAGAGAGAGAGAAAGCAUGAGGUUCUCCCUCGACACUUCCAUGUCACAAGUCAGCAGCAACCAACUCGUGUCGACGUACGGUGAUGACUCGUAGCUCACACUCAUUUCAAAUAUACACUGCCUGGUGCAAUUUCAGUACAUUAUUCUCAAUUUCUUAUCCCAAUCAAGCGAUCAACCCUUUGGAUCUUGAGUAGUAAGUAAAUCCCUCGGGUUAUAUAGAAGCCCCUAUCACAAUGCGCAAAGACGAUUCAGAAAUAUAUUUGGGUUUGAAUGAAGGAGCUUCUCCAAGGCUAGAGAACUUUGGGAAGGUUUCUAUAGUUCCUCUUGUUUUCCUCAUAUUCUAUGAGGUCUCUGGGGGUCCUUUUGGUGUUGAAGACAGUGUCAAGGCAGCUGGUCCACUUUUGGCACUUCUAGGCUUUUUGAUCUUUCCACUUGUAUGGAGCAUACCAGAAGCCCUAAUAACUGCUGAAAUGGGAACCAUGUUCCCUGAAAAUGGAGGAUAUGUUGUCUGGGUAUCAUCUGCUUUGGGUCCUUACUGGGGAUUUCAGCAAGGUUGGAUGAAGUGGCUAAGUGGUGUCAUUGACAAUGCACUCUAUCCUGUACUAUUCUUGGACUAUCUGAAGUCGGCUAUCCCGGCUUUGGCCGACGGUUUUCCUAGGGCAAUCGCAAUCUUUUGUUUAACCAUAGCUCUCACUUAUCUGAGUUACCGAGGUUUAAAUGUGGUUGGAUGGGUAGCAAUACUCUUAGGAGUGCUAUCCCUCCUUCCUUUCUUGUUUAUGGGACUUAUCUCGCUUCCUAGGAUUGAACCUUCUAGAUGGCUUGAGUUGUCGGACAUGGGGAGUGUCGAUUGGGGUCUUUAUUUGAAUACCCUUUUCUGGAAUUUGAACUAUUGGGACUCAAUCAGCACUCUUUCCGGUGAGGUGGAGAAUCCUGGCAAAACACUCCCUAAGGCCCUCUUCUAUGCUCUUCUAUUGGUUGUGUCGGGCUACUUUUUUCCUCUUCUAAUAGGUACUGGAGCUUUGCCUGUUGACCGUGGUCUGUGGAGUGAUGGGUACUUUUCGGAUAUUGCCAAAACUGUAGGAGGCCUUUGGCUGAGAUCGUGGGUCCAAGUCGCUUCAGCAGUGUCAAACAUGGGUAUGUUCUUGGCUGAGAUGAGCAGUGACUCCUUCCAGCUUCUUGGGAUGGCUCAACUUGGGAUGCUUCCGGAAGUCUUCGCCAAGAGGUCCCGCCAUGGGACACCUCUUGUUGGGAUUCUUUUCUCUGCAUCAGGUGUCGUUCUCUUGUCGUGGCUUAGCUUCCAAGAAAUUGUCGCAGCAGAGAACUUCUUGUACUGUUUUGGGAUGAUAAUGGAGUUCAUCGCGUUUGUGAAGUUGAGGAUGAAAUACCCAGCAGCUUCUAGGCCUUACAAGAUACCAUUGGGGACAAAAGGUUCAAUCUUUAUGUGUAUACCGCCAACAAUAUGUAUUCUUGUGGUGUUAGGACUUGCCUCCUUUAAAGUCAUGGCCAUUAGCGUCUUGGCUUUGCUCAUUGGAAUGGUUUUACAGCCUUGUCUGGUGUAUAGUGAGAAGAAAAGAUGGUUCAAAUUUUCUGUCACUUCUGGCUGCCCAGCAUUUUGACCAUUGUUGCCUUGUUUGGUUUGUUGUUGAGGCUAUUAUAAAUUUGUAAUUUCCCAAAAUUUAUUCAAAAGAAUCAAGAAUCUGAACCCAUCUAAUUACACAACUGGAUCGUGGAGGAGGUUGCUAUUCCUUCUAUGGAGACUAAAUGUUCGAAACAUUUCUUUGGAGGGAACAAGGCGAGGCUUUGGUGCUACUCUUGUGAAAAAUAAAGGGAAAACUGUCAAAUAGGUCCUCGAACUUUCAUAAAAAAGUCAAUUAAGUCCUUCUAUAGGAGACUAUGUCCGGUCGUCGCGAUUUGGGGCGGUUCCCGGUGUAAUUUUUUGAUGAAUUUUUUUGAGCAUCUUAUUCAUCAAUUCUAGUUUACUCAUACCAAAUUUCAGCUAAAAAUUUAAUCGGAAGCGCAUUCAAAUUAAUUCGAGAACACAAAAAUGCGCAGUUAUCUUCAAGAAAUAAUUUGAAUGUGUUCCCGAUUGCAUUUUUAGCUGAAAUUUGGUAUGAGUAAACUAGACUUGGUGAAUAAGAUUCUCAAAAAAUUUCAUCAAAAAAUUCCACCGGGAACUGCCCCAAAUCGCGACGGCAGACAGAACCUCCUAUAGAAGGACUUAAUUGACUUUUUUAUGAAAGUUCGAGGACCUAUUUGACAAUUUUCCCAAAAAUAAAUGUCAUUUAUUUGGGCAAUAUGGAUUCGGAAACACUAAAACAUGCCUUUAAACAGGCUGUCUCUUUUGUAGUCAAGCUAAGUUGGAUUAUAGUUUGUAUUAAUAGUGUGGAAGGAAGUUGUAGGAUUUUUACUUUUUAUGGUGGAUACUAAAGCAUGUGUAUGAAUCCCUCUGUAAAAGAAGCAGGUACACUACUCUUGAUUUACUUCACAAGUCUUUAUCAUUUAGAUCAAGAUUGAUAUUAAGGAGUAAGGACUAAGGAGCAUGUUGUUUUCAUUUUCUUUUCCAAAUUGUCCAAUCUUCUCAUAGUUGC